Molecule: messenger RNA, 1683 nt
Organism: Agrilus planipennis (emerald ash borer)
Lineage: Eukaryota; Metazoa; Arthropoda; Insecta; Coleoptera; Buprestidae
Product: facilitated trehalose transporter Tret1-like
Exons: 1
Biological process (GO): transmembrane transport; carbohydrate transport
Cellular component (GO): membrane
Molecular function (GO): sugar transmembrane transporter activity
Source: RefSeq, a predicted model, not a curated record
AUUCGAGGAAAUAACGAAUGUGAUAAUAAAGGAACAAUCUAUAAUUUUCUAGGUAGUAUAGCCUCAUUCGCCGUUGGGCUGAUAUUAACAUGGACAUCGCCCGUAUUCCCGAAACUUAACAACAGUACAGGUAUCUUGGACGAUAAUCCUUUUGAUGCACCCAUUACCACUGAAGAACAGUCCUGGAUAGCAUCUUUUCUAUCAUGUGGAGCUAUUUUUGGACCAUUUGUAGCAGGAUUCCUUGUCGAUAGAAUUGGACGUAAAUGGACUUUAGUUUGCGCGUCUGGUGUUCCCCUAACAGCAGCAUUUCUAAUGUUAGCAUUUGGUAGAACCCCAGUUGUAUACUACGUGGCGAGGUUCAUCGGCGGUUUAGGAAUGGGGGUAGUUUUUACUGCUUUGCCCAUGUAUAUAGGGGAAAUAUCUGAAGCACCAAUAAGAGGAACCAUGGCAUCGUUUUUCAAUAUUUUUAUGGUUAGUGGAGAACUAGCUUCUUACGCUUUAGGACCUUAUAUACCGAUCAUGUGGUUCAGCAUAAUUUGCGCUAUAUUUCCUGCUGCAUUUGUGAUUUUGUUCUCGCUUUUCCCGGACAGCCCUCAUUAUUACAUUUCGAAAAACAAUAUUCCUGCUGCUGAAUCAUCCCUUGCAAAACUUAGGGGUACAGACACAGCGGGGAUUAAAAAAGAGUUUGCUGUAAUAAAGGAGAGCGUCGAAAACGAUAUGAAAAAUAGAGGCACAAUAGCUGAUGUGAUAAAAAAUCGUGGUUUGAGGAAGGCCUUGUUGAUAUGCUUGGGGCUAGUAACCUUGCAACAAUUGUCAGGUAUCCAAACUGUUUUAACAUACGUGACGAAUAUUUUUAAUGCUUCUGGAAGCUCCAUGGAUUCCGACAUUUCUUCUCUCAUAGUUGGCAUAGUCCAAUUUGCGACAGGUUUUACGACCCCUGUGUUUGUAGACCGGCUGGGGAGGAAAAUGCUGUUUUUGAUAUCAGCGGUAGGAAUGGUGAUAUCGGAAGUACCACUCGGGGUUUACUUCUAUUUAGAAGAGAAUGACCAUGAUGUGAGCAAUAUCGGAUGGUUACCUGUUGUUUCUAUGAUCGCUUAUAUUAUUACAUACAAUUUUGGUUUUGGCCCGUUACCCUGGACGGUUAUGGGCGAGGUAUUCCCAGCUAAUGUGAAAGCUGCUGCUUCUACAAUAACGGCAAGUUUCUGCUGGAUUAUGGGAUUCGUUGUAGUACGAUUUUUCGGUAAUCUACAAGACGCUGUUGGUCUGGGUAUGACCUACUGGAUUUUUUCAGCUUUCUGUUUCGUGGCAAUAUUCUUCACCCUUUUCUUCGUCAUAGAAACGAAAGGGAAAACGUUUGCCGAAAUUCAAGAAAUAUUAAACCGAUGAGAGUGCUAUUAUAACGACUAUUUUCCCAACUGAGUAAUUGUAAAGCACGCAGCUGUUGUACCGAAAGACUAUUACAUAAUACGUAUUAUUGUGAUAUAUUAUUAUACUGAAUAAGAGAGAGGAACAAAUAAAUUUAUUUUGAUACAGUUUUAUUAAAAUAUGAUAAUCGAUUGACAAACCCAGAGUUACUUUUCUAAUUAUAGGUAUAAUUUAUUUAAAAGUGUGAUAUGUAGUAAAAGAAUGAAUAACAACAAUGUUGUUUCGCAGAGUUUUUAAUAAAGUUACCGGUUGAAAGAA